Messenger RNA from Eimeria maxima, 1050 nucleotides. RefSeq names its product peptidase family M3 domain containing protein, putative. Lineage: Eukaryota; Apicomplexa; Conoidasida; Eucoccidiorida; Eimeriidae. Gene Ontology annotation, cellular component: mitochondrion. The record is from RefSeq and is a predicted model, not a curated record. The transcript is spliced from 11 exons. Gene Ontology annotation, molecular function: metalloendopeptidase activity. Bases 1 to 1050 code for a protein of 349 amino acids. Gene Ontology annotation, biological process: peptide metabolic process; proteolysis.
AUGGAGAUAUCAAUAGAACAACUUCUUGCUGCAGGAGUUCCUUCUGGCUUAAUAGCUCAUCGUACAGCUGAACUGCAGCAGCAGCAGCAGCAGCAGCAGCAGCAGCAGCAGCAGCAGGGACUGUUUACACUAUGGGGAAGAAGAAGGAACAAGAAAAUAACUUCUCUUGUUGUCUCUGCAGAUGAUGAAUUCACUAAGGCCCUUCUUAGGACUUGCAAGGAUGCAGGAUUAAGGCGCGAGCUCUACUCCCUAGGAGACAGGGAAGAGGACAAAGUAUAUAAUUAUAAUUUUCUUCAUCUGUUGGCAAUUCGCCAGAAAUUAGCAAAAAAGAGAGGGGAGGGAGUAUUGCGUACACCAGAGGCGGUCUCAACAUUCUUAGAUCGUGUUGAAUUGGCCUUAGGGCCUAAAUUAGAGGAAGAAAUAAAAACCCUAAAAAGGGUUGCUGAUGUUCUUCCCUCUAAUUAUAAUGUUAAUCUUUCCCUUAAACCCUACGAUAUUCCUUUCUUGAUGGAGUGUUAUGCUAUACAACAAAGGAAUAACUCGUCUACUAAACCCUUACGGCUAUCUCUAGAUUCAAUUUGGCAAAAGGCGGUCAAUAUGGUGGAGAAGUUGACGGGAUUCACGUUAGUUCCUGUCCCUCCUCUACCAGGGGAGACCUGGCACUGGAGUGUAUUAAAGUACGAGCUACAUCCAAUAGGAAGGGGAUGGGAGAUAGGGGGCCCCCUUACUCGUGCAUGCGUUGUUGAGGAAGAAGGGGUUUUACGACAAACCCCUGCUUGUGCAUUAAUUGCUAACUUUGAUCCUCCCUCUCGUAUACAUAACAUGGAGAAAGGGGAUAUAAAUGAUGCUUAUUCUUUAUUAAAAGAUUGUUUAUUAACAAAAGAAGAAAGUAUUCAUUUAUUACAUGAAUUAGGUCAUGUUAUUCAUGGACUUUUAUCACAAACAGAAUUACAACAUUUAUCAGGCACGCGCGGCGCGGUUGAUUUUGCGGAGUUUCCUUCGCAUUUAUUUGAAUGUGUUUUUCGAGUUAUGUUUGGUAUAAAUCGUUAA